Molecule: messenger RNA, 675 nt
Organism: Erythranthe guttata (spotted monkey flower)
Lineage: Eukaryota; Viridiplantae; Streptophyta; Magnoliopsida; Lamiales; Phrymaceae
Source: RefSeq, a predicted model, not a curated record
AUGAAUUAUGGUUCGAGUUCUAAUCAAUUCGAUUGGGUUGCGUAUAAUGAGCAAAUACUUGAAGAAGACAACGAAGCAGAUACACUUGCUCGUCUACACUAUGAAGCAGCCGUUAAUCAAGAGGUUGUACACGAUGGCUCUGUUCCUGGACGCAAAUAUAAACCUCGCGACCGAAAAGAGACAACCGCAACCGAGACCUUGCGCGAAUUUUGCAAAACAAUAUUGUGGUUGUAUAAAGAUGAGUAUCUUUGUGCUCCGACAAACGCAGAUAUGACAAGGCUACUCGACAAAGCGGAACGACGCGGGUUCCCAGGAAUGAUCGGUUCACUAGACUGUAUGCACUGGACAUGGAAAAAUUGUCCAACUGCAUGGCAGGGGAGCUUUUCGGGAAGAAAACAUAAACCCACAAUUUUUCUCGAAGUAGUGGCUUCAUCUGACACUUGGAUAUGGCAUGCAUUCUUUGGCGUACCCGAUUCACAAAACGAUAUCACUAUCUUGGGUCGUUCACCCUUGUUCGACAACCUUGUUCAGGGAAUUUCCCCAAGAGUUCACUGUCAGGUAAAUGAAAAAGAUCACUACAUGGCAUACUAUCUUGCUGAUGGCAUAUACCCGAAAUGGGGUACGUUAAGGCAAUCCAUUAAGCAGCCGAGAACACAUCAAAAACAGUUGUUCUAA